AUGAAACCUCUAAAGCAAUUGCCAAUUCUCCGUCUACCAUUUCGAGCAAUGGAAGAAGUUUCUAAAGGAAUGCACUCUAUAAUAAAAAUGAUUAGCGACCGUAGAAAAAAGACGUUCCCGAUACUCCGUCUACCGUUUCUUGCCAUCGAAGAAAUCUUCAAAGUGAUGGAUCCAAUCGAAAUAAUCAACCUCUCAAUGACGUCCAAACGAGCCAAAGCAGUAACAGAAAAGAUGACCUUCUAUUCGAAAUAUUCCGUUCAACUUUGUGUAGAUAAAACAAUGGGAAUAACAAUACUUGGCACUAAUAAUCUGGUGUCAUGCCUUUAUCUAAUGACAUCAUACAAGCAAAAACUUGAAAAAACUGUGGAAGAAGAACGUGAUGGGUUCAUUUUCCGGAAGGUAUUCAAGUAUUCGAAGGAUCCGGUGGAUGAAUGGAAACAGUUGUGCAAAUAUGUAUUGGAAAUAUUCAAUAAAGAGACAAUCGAUGUUUUAACAGUGUUUAUAGAUGUAUUCGUAGAUCAAAACGUUUCGAUUAUUGAUUUUUUGAAGACUAAUGUGAAAUCAGUGAACGACUGCAAUGUGUAUCAGUGGGAAGAUGAGAAUGACGUAGAUGAACACGCCGCAGAUCUCCUAGCAAAUAUCACAGUUGCCAAUGAGCUAAAUUUUCAUCUACACAUCAAAAACGACAAUUUUGAUGGGAAAAUUCCAAAAAAUUUGAGGGAGUUAUUCAUUAAACAUGCGGAAUGGAUUGAAUAUGAGAAACUGUUGGAAAUAGAUAGUGUCCAAGUGAUUAUUGGAACACAUCAAAUUUCAAACAAGGAGUGGAAUUCGUUCUUUAAAAAAUGGAUUGCAAUGGAAACUCAUUUGUAUCUGGAAUUAUUGGCAUUUGAUUUCAAGCCAAUUGAAGAAUUCAGAGCACUUGUAUUAUAUGAUAUACCACAUGAAGUGGUGGAUGAAGGAGUCAAACGAACCCUGAUAACUUAUCGUGAUGAAAAGACAGAGAUAAACGGAGGAAUCGACAUCCGACGUAUUGAUGGGAAGACGGCAACAUUCAUCGCACACUCUAAUAGUUUUUCGAUGAGUGUUCAAUGA
Messenger RNA from Caenorhabditis remanei, 1092 nucleotides. RefSeq lists its product as uncharacterized. Gene Ontology annotation, biological process: embryo development. Gene Ontology annotation, molecular function: protein binding. The coding region runs from base 1 to 1092 and encodes 363 amino acids. The record is from RefSeq and is a predicted model, not a curated record. The transcript is spliced from 4 exons. Lineage: Eukaryota; Metazoa; Nematoda; Chromadorea; Rhabditida; Rhabditidae.